This is a messenger RNA of Electrophorus electricus (electric eel), 10826 nucleotides long. RefSeq lists its product as uncharacterized. NCBI's taxonomy places the organism in Eukaryota, Metazoa, Chordata, Actinopteri, Gymnotiformes, Gymnotidae. Gene Ontology annotation, biological process: regulation of transcription by RNA polymerase II. Gene Ontology annotation, molecular function: DNA-binding transcription factor activity; RNA polymerase II cis-regulatory region sequence-specific DNA binding. The record is from RefSeq and is a predicted model, not a curated record.
GAAAGCCUCGGUGUCGAGUUGCAUUUUGGACGUGGAUGAAAAUGACCACUCGAAAACCAAGAACUUCUACCGCCAGCUGCAGCGAAAUUAGGAGAUAAGUCAUACUCUCCGGAUUCAUACAAGUAUGGAUGGCAAGUUCCCUCUAUGGAAUGCCCAGUGCAGACAUAAUGAUGAAGUGUCCUAUAAUACAUCACAGGAAUGCCAAGGAUUGGAUAAUACUAAUAAUAUUCCUGCAAAUAAUGGAGAAGUAACAGUGGCUGGGAAUUAUAGGGAAAGCAUGUUUCCUCAUACUCUAUGGCCAGAAAGACAUCAGAACAAGGAGGCAGAUCUGAUAAGAGGCAUGCUGUCUGUUGAAGCUGAAUCAUCCUCCACACACAGUGACUUCUCUUCUGAUUGUUUGGGAAUUCUGCCAGGAACAGCAGCUGAUUCUGGGAAAUAUUUGUAUUUCCCAGUUAAUCAGUGUUCUAUUAGGUCCAAUAUUGGAGAAGUGGCAGAGAGUUAUGGAGAAACGGCAGCAACAGAGAGGAGAGGGAGAUGUAUCUUAAUCAAUAAUGGUUUACCUGCUGGAUCAAUCAGUGAUGUACAUAUAUCAGCUCAAGUAAACAACCAGGAUCUGAAAGGGGGCAGUUCUUCCCACUGGACAUCUGUUAUCAAAGAAGCUUUAGAAAUGAGCAAUGGUAUGGAACUGGAGCAAGAUCUAUCAGUGGACAUGUGCGGAACUGCACUAAUGUAUGAGGAACUAGAGACAAGAGUAUUGGAUCCAGUGAAGGACCACUUUCAUUCUAUAGAUUACAUGUCCAGUUUUCAAGAGAGGGAUAAGAGAACAGGAUUUAACAGGGAUUGCAAUUCAUCUGUUAGUGUUUUAUCAGAUGGUACAAAUAUGUCACCUGUUAAAUCAAAUCAGGAUGUCCGACAGAGGAGAAUAAUUCAGGAGCUGUUCUCGACCGAUGGCUCAUCUUUGAAUGACAGGAGUAUUAAAGGGACUGAAUGUAGCACACUUGAGAAAUGCCCAUUACUGGGAUUCCAGAAUGCCACAGAGGUUUGCUCUCUGGAACAGCCUACAGCUAUGGGGGUUUGCCCUCUGGAACAGCCUACAGCUAUGGGGGUUUGCCCUCUGGAACCGCCUACAGCUACGGGGCUUUGCGCUCUGGAACCGCCUGCAACUACGGGGGUUUGCGCUCUGGAACCGCCUGCAGCUACGGGGGUUUGCGCUCUGGAACCGCCUGCAGCUACGGGGGUUUGCGCUCUGGAACCGCCUGCAGCUACGGGGGUUUGCGCUCUGGAACCGCCUGCAGCUACGGGGGUUUGCGCUCUGGAACCGCCUGCAGCUACGGGGGUUUGCGCUCUGGAAAAGACAGAAGUUUCUUCUCUUACUAAGAAACCUUGCGUUUCAGAGAGGUUAGGUGUGAUGAGAUUUAACAUGGAGGAGCAGUCUAAAAAUCUACAUGAACUUGCAUCUGAGGCUCCUUCUCUCCUUUCGGAGAGUAGUGGGAAUGAAAAUCGCACACUUCCAUCAGCUGCUACAGUACUGGUGCUAACUGCUGAACAUGGCUCUUACAACAUUGGACAUGCUCAGUCUUGUAAAGGUGACAGCACUGGAAAAUGUGCAAUCAGUCAUACUGAGUUUUCUGAAGAGAAGGUCUCUAAAGGUGACAAUGCAACAGUUCCUACACAUUUUGGUAUACCUGAUGAAAAUGUAAAGGUCCAAGUUGCCCAAAUAACAAAACUUGAAUGUGAUAGCCAGAAUCUAAUGUAUAACAUUGAUCAAAUGGGACAACAUGGUUGUACUCAGUCAGAAAUUAACAUAAACCUUAACAAUACAGAACUGCAAAAUGAGAAGCCAGCUUUGCCACUGAUACAUGUGGAAGAAAACCGGUACUCAAACAUAACAGAUGAAACGAAUAUAAGCAAUUACCAACACUGUCCUUCAAAAACUAAAGUUCAUAAUGAGAAGGUUGGUGCCCUUUGGCCAUGUGUCUUCAACAGUAAUUCUGCUGAACCAAAUUGUGUAUGUUCAUCUACCUCUGUCAGUAAACUUCAGGACCUUGUACGUAACCUAUGCAAGAUAAUUACUCCUACCACUGCACUCAAAUUUACAGAGCCCUAUCACACUCGUACAGACAGUACAAAUGAGGUCAAAACUGAGAAAAAUGGUUCCAAUCUACCUCCUGCAAAAGAGGUAUAUCUAAGUUACCUGUCAAAUGCUGAAUCCAGACUAGCAAAAGAAUCAGUAUUCACCACUGAAGCGUUCUCUGCUGUUCACGGAUCUCACAAGGUGAAAAAAAAGAAGCCAGUCAAAAGGAAAACAGGUGAUUUAUAUGCUCACGGUAAAAAAAAAGAUAACGGCUGUGGUGCAAAGCAACCUCACAAUGUGGAAACUCAGGAACCUUCUCUGCCUUCUCUAUGUGUCUUAACAGUUGACUUGAAACACUCCGAUGAAGCACAGGACACACUGGAAACCAGAAAUACUGCAAAGUUGUCUUUAAGCACACCAAAUAAACAAGACUUUGCAGCAUGCCAAAUUACAGAAGAUUCAGCAAAAAUAUUCAAAAUACUUAGAUGUCCAAGGAAAACAUUGGUCUCCAGCAAUAUACCAGAAUUUCCCGAACCGUAUGCUUUUGAAAAUGUACAGGAGGCUUCACCCACAUCUGGCUCUGAAAAUGUCUUUUCCCCUCAAAACCCACAAAAUGCUCUAAAAAGGCAGAAAAUGCCAAGAAAAAGAAACACAAUAAGGUGUGAGACAUUAGCUGGUCAGGGCCAAAAAAUAGGUGAACUGACUUCUGACUCUGAGGCAUUGACCUGUGACGGCACUGAAAUGCAGUUCACCCAUAAAAGUGGUGAUCUCCAUCCCAAGAGGAACUUUGAGCUCUUGUCAAUAAAAAAAGAUGAGACUGAAUAUGAGAGGGUCAGCUUCACUACUGAUGUCCCACAGAGCACAAAGAGAAAGCAAAGGAUACCAAAGAAAAUUAAAAUACUGCCGGAGGAAAAUAAUAAAAUCCUGGUCACGUCUUACAGUUCAUCAGUUGGAGGAUGUGAGUCACCAACCAAAAAGUUACACCUGCAAGAGGAGACAUUAUUUAGCCCAUCUAAGAAGACAGAGAUACAAAACACAAUACCAAAAACAAAACUCUGCAAUGCUGUUGCUUUUAUUAAACAAGAGCCGAUUAAUAUGAAGGAUAAUAAUGAAAUGCCAAGUCACAUCAGUUGUAAAACACCUCCAUAUAAUGCUGUUCCUGAUAGUGAGGAUAAGGAAAGCUUGCUGACUAAGAGGCAAAGGAGCAAGAGGGCACUGAGAAUUGAUGGCAUGCUUACCCUUACUCAGAAUCAUUCCCCAUAUGAAGAUUCAUCACCACAUACAGACAGUACUUCAAUAAUGGGAAGUAAUAGAAGUACCAACAUUAAAAAGACAAAAAAAAUUGCCAAAAAAAGGAAACAGGAAACUAGGAAUGCUGCAACAGUUGAACACCACGCUGUUGAUUGUAGUGCUUCUCAUAGCCAGUUGCAGUCUUCAGCUGUUACCCCAGUGCCUCAGACUAGGAUCACUGGUAUAGUUAGUUCAAAAGUCAUUCCAAAGAAGCCAAGAAAAAAGAGUGCUUCUGAAGUCAAAAAUAACAGCGCACAAACACCCACAACCUGCCAAGCUGUGUCCCAGCAAGAAAAUUCCAUUCUUCCAUUAGUUUUAGAGACUUUGGAAAGUAGAGUAACUUUCAGAGCGGAGAGUUCAGUAAAAGCAAAAAGACGAUUAAAAAAAUCCUGUAAAAAGGAAAGAAAUACUGACAUAACUAAUCAUUUGACAGAGGGUCCUGCCUUCUGUGAAGCAUCUGAUUCGGCAGAUUCCCUUUCAGUGUCUGAGAUUAGUUGUUUAAAUUUGGGCACACAGAACACCAAGAAAUCUAAGAAAAGGAGCUCAAAACUGCAAAAUGAAACAGAAAAGUUGUUUGCAUCAAGCAAUUCUUUAUUGGAGCAAAGUAACCCAGCUCCCUAUUUCAAAAGCCAGAGCUCAAUGAAGUUUAUCAAAUCAUGCUCCAACAAAAAUGUUGAAUGUGUCAAGUCAGAAAGUAAUGUUAAAACUCCUACAACCCCACAGGAAACCAUGGAUUCAGAGAAUGCUUUUGCUCUAUGUGGUUUUUCAAGCACACCGAAAGAGAAUGGCCAGAAAGCACAAGAUCAUAGUGACACUCAGACAGAUUCCAAACAGAACAUGGCUCAGAGAUUGGACAACACACCAGAUUUGCAGCUCGAUUUCUGUAUUAUGAAAACUUCUGAAGAACUUCUGAAAUGUGAUCAGAAUAAAAAUGUAGUGAAAAAGAAAGCAAAAAAAUCCCAGAAAAACACAAAAACUCCUGGAACAGUUGAUCCUUAUUUGUUUACAGAAACAGUGUCUCCAGUACAAUUGGAAAAUAGAGUUCAGCCUUUGCCAGAGAUUAAAGUCGAACCAGAGAAGCCAACAAAGGAAGUCAAAAACAAUUUAAACAAGCCAAGGCAACAACAAUCUAGCCCUAAGAAACACCCUUUUGUUUGGAAGACUAGUACCAAAAAUGUGAAUCUGGACCCCGAAGGGCAUCAUGAAAUGCCUGUUACUCAACAGCAAGUGUCGGAUUCCCUUGACAAGGAAAUGGUUUCAAUUAAAGUGGAUUGUUCCACUGAGCUAGAGGAACGGGAUUAUCUCAAAAGAAUUCAAAGAUCUCUUCAAAGGAAAGGAGUUGGCCGUCCCUAUAAAAAGAAGACGCUAAUUAAAAUGGCUAAACUACUGUCAGCUAUUCAGGAGACUUCAGGAAAUAUAACUAACCAAGAUCUACAGAAAGUCCCUCAAAGUGUUGUUUUUAAAGACUUAAUUAAGUCAAAAGAAACACGGACAGAUUCACUUAUGAACACCUCUAGAAAAUCAUGCCGUUCAUUGAAAAAUUGCUCCUAUUUGCCUGAAAACACAGGCAACUGUUCUAGUAAUAUGUCAUCUGAUCCCUGUGAGGGUCUUAGUAAUCUUGAGGAGUCAGAUCCCUUUCAUUCACAAACCACCACUGAUAGAGGAACUCUUACCCAUAACUGUAUUAUUUUUAGUGGAGAAAGGAAAAAAUCAGCAGGUCGUGGAAGACCAUCAAAGAAGCAGAGAAAAGAUACAGCAUUAAGGGCUCAAAUAACACAAACAGCUGCUUUAGAUGAAGCUCAAAAAGGAGAGCAGGUCUCAUCAGAACAACCAUCAAAGACAAAAAACAAAUCAAGAAAAUCUUCUGUAACAAUGAAACAUGAUCCAAAAUGCAAGAAAAACAUGUCCAUACCUCCUAUGGAAUGUGUUGUCUCACCCUGUCAAAACUCAAAUGUUGCCAGUGAAGAAAUUAAAUCUACAGCACCUGAAAGUUUGGUGACACAGAAGAUUGGCCGGCCUAAAAGAAAAAGAGUGUUAUUAAAAAAUGCCAUGAGCAGUAACUUAGAAAAACCACUUGAAGAAUGGAAUAUUUCCAGUCCAUCUGACACAGUAACUUUGCCACAGACUGUUCCCAGUCAUUCAAAGAGACAAGGCAAAAAGUCCAACAUGAAGUCAGCAAGCUUGCAGCUGUCAAAUUUAAGGCAUUCUAAAAGACUGGCAAAAGUCAAAGGGGUUCAAAAACCUGAUGUUAGCGCAGCAAACAACAAUAUCUCAUCACAUAGUCAAGCUGUGUGCCAAAGGGAUAUGAAGAAAGCCAAAAAAUCCACUAAGAGGCAAGGUGCCCCAAACCAAUCUAACUGCCAUGAACCUCUGCCUAAUCAGAGUAGCUGUGAUGUUACUGAUGAAAAACAUCAAAAUACAGACAGAGAUGGCAUAGGGGUUUCUGGAACAUCUCCUGGUCAUUAUCUAAAAAUAUCAGAGAACAAAGAAAUGCAGCUAGUGGCUCGUAUUCCUUCUGUAAAGAGGAAGCAAAAAUUCAACAGUGGGAUUAGUUCAAGCGCAGAGUCCCUGAGUAACCAUGCAAAAAAGAAAAAGAAAUGUGACCAGAAAAAAGCAAUAAAGCAACCAUCAAAUGUAGUCGCUGAGUGUGGAGAGAAAAGGGGUGUGAAGACAGGAUCCAGAAGUAAGAUCACAAAAUUUCAAACAGAUAUUGGCCAGGUAACAAGUAGAAAAACACUGGGUGAACAAUUGCAGCAGAAACCUACUGAACGUGACAAACUGUUAGAUCUUUCCGAAGGCUCACUUGAGACUGAAAUACAAAAAGACAUUCUUUUAAGAGAUGAUGAAAAGAGUUCAAUAAAAGAUUUUCAUGCUGAUGCUAGUAAGAUGCUACCGGAAUCACAGAAUGAAGGGGCUCACUUUGCUCUAUUGACAAACACUGUUACCAAGUUAAACAAUAAGAAUAUGAAAGGUAUAGCACACCGAAAAAAGUCAAGUUAUGAUCAGAGGAAGAAGGAGAAAGUUCUCAGCAUUAAGCCAAAUGAUGGUGAUGCUUUUGAAACGUCUCAGCAAUCUUCUGGUCUUAACACUCGAUUUCAUUCUGGCAAGAUUGACGAUGUAUGUUGUGACAAAAAAAUAAAGGAACAAGAAUUAGGAAAACUAAGUAAUGCGAGUCUCAAAGUGUCUGAUGAACACAAACACAUGUCAAAUGUAGAAGAUUUAGGGAGGGACAUUACACUGGAAGACUCACCUGGAGCAAAGAUUGUUAGCGAGGCUGUUUCACAUCAACGCUCUCAAGUUCUGACAGCUGAUGGAUUUACUCAGUACUGUGAUGAAGAUUACAUGGCAACACUAAACAAAGCUGAUGAGACUGCAAAGAGGGGAUCCUUAAAACAAAUAGCCAAAAAAACUAUCACUUGUAAAUACUGUGGUCGGAUCUUCCAUCAUAUCUCGGCAUACAUUGCUCAUAGACGUAUUCAUACAGGUGAAAAACCUUAUGGAUGUAAACACUGUGGAAAGAACUUUGCUCACCUCUCCAAAUUUAAAUCCCAUAAAAACGUUCAUGUGCAGCCAACGUCUCUGAAAUGUCCUUGCUGUGCUAAAAAAUUCUCUCAAAAAUAUGAUUUGGUAUCACACUUUAAGGUUCACUUACAGGAGUCCAGUAAUAAACCAAGCAAAAUUACCCAGUGUAAACCCAGUGUCCCAUCAGACAAUAACGACAGCCUUACUUCCAAAAUUUGUAACAACUAUCCCAACAAAUUUAUGUUGAAAAGCCAUAUGAAUGGCAGAGAGAACCUCCUGUCUUGUAAAGCCUGUGGAAAAACAUUUCGGAAGCUUUCGCACCUUGUAGCCCAUGAGAAAACACACUGGCCUGUUAAACCAUAUGCCUGCUCCAUUUGUGGUAAAGGGUUUAUUCGGCUCAAGGCACUGAAAAAUCACUCCCGGAAGCACACUGGUGAGACCCCUUUCUCCUGUUGUCACUGCAGUCAUGCUUUCUCUGACCUCUCUGCUCUGCGAGCACAUCAAGCAUCCAAAUUAUGUAUUGGUAAGCAGCAAUUAAAUGGGACCCACAGUGACAUUGAAGGCUUUCUAGUGAAUCAGGGAGUUGAUGGCCAAGUAAAUACACCAGUUUUCUUCAAAUGUCAGAUAUGCAAGCAACUCUAUCAGAAAUGGUGCCAGUAUACUCUCCACCUUCAGACCCACACCAAGUCUCCACCAUAUCUCUGUUUUUCUUGUGGGCAGAGUUAUGAUAAGGAUUCUGAAGUUAGUAUUCAUUGUAAGGUGUGCUGUCACUCAAGUGGGGAGGAGGUGUCAUGUGGUGCUUCUCUUACUGAUUUUCUGAAUGGUGACACCCAGAAAUGUACUUACUCUCAGUAUAAUUCACAGAUUAAUAGCUGUUCUUUACAGACUUCUAUAAUCAAAAACGGUUCUCAGUCAAGUGUCCUGCAGUCUGAGGAGAAGUCCCAGACGGAUGAUAAUUAUCUGCUAAGGACAGAACAUAUUACUUCUCAGCCUUGUCCUGCCCUGAAGGAUUCUUCUUUGCCUGAAACUCUACACCUGCCUGAUGAUGAUCAGUUCAUUAAUUCCAGUCCUCCAUCACCCUCACCGUCUGUGAUGAGCUGUGCGUCAUCAAACAACUCUUUGGAAUGCAUAGAAAUCUCACCAAGUCUCUGGAAAUUUGAGUGCCCACGUUGUGGUCAGAGAUAUGAGCGAUACAGGACUUUAUGUGCUCACAUGCAGACACAUGCACCUAGUUUUAGAUACGUUUGUGGACACUGUGGCCAGUCUUUUGAAAGGUGGAACAGACUUUGGUUGCACCAGCGUAUUCAUCGUGCGAAAAGUCGUUGCUAUUCUUGUUCUCAGUGUAACCUCCAGUUUAUGUUCUUCAGUUCAUACAAAGACCAUAUGAUUAGCCAUGCAGGAGAACGACCUUUUGCUUGCCCCCUCUGCCCCCAAACUUUUGUCCAUGAAGAUGCUCUUCAUGCUCACCAGUGUGCACUUCAUCAGCCAUCAUAUAGCUUACAGUGUGAUGUCUGUGCAAAGAGCUUUAGUAGUUUGAGAAACUUGGUUAAGCAUAGUCACCUCCACAAUGGUACUGUUUCACACCAGUGUCUCAAAUGCAAUCUCUCAUUUACAAAUAAAAAAGCCCUACAGGAACAUUUAAACAUGCACAAUAAUUCUCUUGGCCUCCCCCUCCCUGAUAUUCCAUCAGAGCCCUUUUCCUUUCCAUACACCUGCAAAAGAUGUAAGGCUAGCUUCUCCACUGGGGAUCUGCUCUAUGCUCAUCAGAUAUGUCAUUCCUCAGGUUCAAGGAGUCACGGUCGUUCUGCCCAUUCAAAUGGAUCUACCUCAUUAUUAGAUGGGAGCCUUCAUCCUUGCACAGAAUGUACAACUCCUCCUACACGCAGGUCUUUGAUAUCUACUCUGAACCUUGAUACCAUUCCAAGUGAUGAAAGUAUUUACACGUACCCCCACCCUGACAAGCUCUAUGUGAUACCCAGUCUAUCAACUGUAUGUCUCCAGGUCAUUAAUUUGGAUUCUGAGGAUGAAACACUGCAACAGACAUCAAGCAAUGGCCAUGUUUCUCCCAGCAUCAUGUCUAGAAGUGGUCUUCCAGGACAAAGCAUACCACACAGCACUGAAAUCUGUACAGAAACUGACACAACAGACCUACCUCAGGCUUCGGAAAGGCAAGAACCUUCUCCGAAUCCAUCUCUUCCCACUGAAUGUUUGCUAGCACUUGACACACAAACAAUAACCGAUAAUAUCCAGGCCAAAGCUCUUCUUAAUGAUCUUACUUGGACAGAUAAGUUUGUGCAAAUGAGUGUGUUUUUGGAGGGACCAACCACCUGUGUGAACACAGAUGAAAAGGGGGAGCAAGAAGAAAGCUUUGAAUGUGCAGACUGCUCCGAACGAUUCAGCCGACUUGAAGAGUUACAUGAACACUACUUUUUACAUGCAUUAGGGAAUAAAUGUCUAAACAUAAAUGAAAAAAUACUCAGAGAAAGGAGAAUGAAUAUAUGAGAAUGCAUGUUUCAUCAGGAUAAGCAACCUACUGUUUCAGACACUUUUUCAAAACACAGGUCAGACAUUUUUAUAUUUUUAUGAAUGGUGCAGUAUUAUGAAUGUUGAAAUUUAUUAUGACAUGUUAAAUUAAUGUUUCAAACUGCAUCUGUUAGUUUGACAAUGCCAUAUGCGUUAGGUAAAUAAAGGUUUUAUUCUUAUUUGUGGAAUUAUUUAAAUGUUAUCAGAUAUCACUACAGACCUUUUAUUGUGAUACUGGAAAUGUUUGUUAUCCACAAUCUAAAAAAUGUCCAGAUGAUUGGAGUUUUAUGUCCUUCAUUGAUGUCUAAUACCAGAAUGUAAAAAAAACAAAAAGCCCUGUUCAUUAUCUGAUUGAAUGCUAUAUGGUCUGAACUUGUGCCUUCAACACUUCAGCUUUAGUGCCAACCUGAUUUUAAACUUGGUACUGAAGAACUGGUCUACACAGAUGAACUGAUGUAUACAUUCAAACUGAUAUUACAGUAUACAUGGACCUGUAAAUAUUCUUACAAACCUGCACUGGAACUCUUUUCCUAAGAGUUCCUGUAUUAGAUUAGCUUUUCCCUUUACUUUGUUUAUUAUGGUUAAAUACUGUAUCAGUAAAAAGGUAACGAUAGCCAUUUAUAGAGAAUCGAAGAGUAGCAAAUGGUUUCUCCUGAGGUUAUGAGGGAAACUGGACACUAACUGCUUAUUAGUUUUUCUGUUUGUGUGUACUGUACAUCAAAGCUCUGACACUUUGACAUCUUCCCUUGAAAAUUCUUUAGAUUUAUUUUCUAAAACAAACUUUUUUUGAAAAGUUUAUUUUAAAAGUGCUUAAUAAAAACGUAGGAGUUACUUGGACCAUUUUGUUAAUUCAAUGGAAAGUCAAAUAGUGGUUUUUAUAUAAUACGAACCAUAAGAAUAUAAAGACUUUUCCCUCUGAACCAAUAGUUUUUUUUUUUAUUAGCAGAUGCUUUCUCAACAGAAAAGCAGUAAUACCAGUAUUUUAAAUAAUAAAUACCAGUAUUGUAUUUUAACCAAAUCUUUAAUGGCAAUAGAAAAGAAAAAAAUUCAGCAGUAAACAGGAAGCAACCACUACAGGGGAAAGAAAGAGAGAGAGAGCAUGAUGUGUAUAUCUGAGCUAUAGACUGCCAAUAUCUCAGUUAAAUUGAAUGCAUCCAGAGUUUAAAAAUGUUUAGGGCAUCCAUUCUUUAUAAAGCCUGUAACUAAACUUGUUCUCUGGGACAUUUAUGGGAAGGUCUCACUGCCCAGUUUAUUUGUUGGGCUUCUUUUUUUUCCUCCUUCACCCACCCAAAAUGUCUCAUCUAAGCAAUACCAGGUGGAUACAUCACUUUCUAGUGACAUUAUUUAUUUCUUCUUGUCCUCAUCUUUUUUGCCAUCUGGUUUGUUCCCACUCUGAGAAGCCAGAGAGCCCAUGGCA